GAGAUAGGGAAUAGCUACGUGUGAGGAGGAACAAGCGAGUGAUGAGAGGUAGGCACGGAGGAAGGAAGCUGCGCAGAAUGCCUCUGUGGCCACUCGCCCGGCAUACGUGUGGUGCGCGUCGCAGCGGCGCGCGGUAACUGGACGGCAAGGGCGACGACUUGGAGAUCGUCGACCCCCUCGCCGCACCGGGCGGGCAAUAUAUGCCUCCUAGUCCUAGCUAGGCCUAGCUAGCCUGCGUGGUUCCCUCCCACUGCUUCGCUAAUUAAUUCCUUUGGUGCUCGCGCGCUAGCUGCACCCUGCAGGACGGUGACGAAGCCCGGCCGCUACGAAGGAAAUGAAUACAACCAUGGAAGCACAAGUAUGCAAAAACUACACGGAGCGUUGGGUCAACAAUAAUCUAGAACCAAGGAAGAGUGUAGACCGCGUGGAAGAUUUUGUCAUCAUCGCGGCUGUGUUUAUGAUCGCCCUUGCCAUUCUCUCGCCCAGGAGGCGUCAAUCUCGGAGCAUCAUUAUAAGAUAUGGAGUGGGCGGAGUGUUUAUAUUAUCCUUCCCACUUCUCUCCUACACUGUGGGACUGAUGCAGGCGGGGAAAAUUAAAAACGAGUUGUACCCGGUGUGGGCAAUGUUUCUGGCCAUGCUUUUUGGAGGCACCAGCUCAAUGUCUGUCCAGAAGCUCGAUCAAAACAAACAACUCAUGAAGCUCUACUGUGAUUGUGCCUUGUUCUCGACGUGCGCUGGCAUGGUAUUAAGUGGUUUUAUUUAUACAUUCGGUAUGAAGCAUAGUUCCAGUCGCCUUGUUCCUUUCAUUGGUUGCUUGUACGUCGUGGGAUUUCUGUUGGGAAUUAAAACGGCUGAGCAGUGGGGUGCUGCAUCGUUAGCAAGCAAACCAUCAUCGGACAAUGGCAUCAAGUGGCUGGCCCGCUACAUGAAGGGUGAGCACAAACUCAGCACAUCCUACGACCCUCGUACCAUGCAGGGAUACAAGUACCCGGUUCUAAUCCAUUCUGGGCGGGCAACAAUUGGAGAAAAUGCAAUAACACCGGAUAACAUUUGGUGUGACAACAUCGGUAUCUUGUCAUCUUACUAUAGACCUCCUAUCCGUCGUCUCAAGGAUCUGUGUCUCUCAUUCGCAUUGUUCCAUCUUGUGGUUCGGCGAUACUUUGGCUACACUUGUCCUGAAUCUGGGCUUGACAAGACUCGUGAUCUUGUUCUUGAUGGGCUAUUGCAAACAGAACAGGACUAUGAAAGAGCAUUUCAAGUGAUUGAAGCAGAGUUGGCUUUCCUCUAUGAUUUCUUCUUCACCAAAUAUGCCUCCAUAAUGUAUGGCAACGAGCUAAGGUAUUAUGCUCUUUCACUCACCCUCACAUUGGUCAGUAUAGCAGUUGGUGCAUGGUCUCUUAGUGUUUUGAACCGGCACGGCUCUAUUUUGGAUAGUCGUUUUGUAGAAACCAGCACACAAGAUGUCCUGGUUACCGUACUAGCGUUGGCUGCACUGUCGGUAUCUCAGUUCCUGCAGAUAUGGUCUUACUGUGUCUCUGACUGGGCAAAAAUAUCCCGGUUGAAGCAUCUCCUUCCAACUGAGAAAGCAGGCAAGCCUGUGGAGUUGCCAAUGCAAGUGAAGAGGGCAGUGGCACGGACUAUCAAAAACUCAACAAACGGCCAUCUUUCACAUGGAACCUCCGCACUAAUGAGACACGGCAUGAGUGAUGAACUAUGCGGUGCAUGCCAGAUCAACGAUGAAUAUACACUGACCGACAACAUACUGGCAUGGCAUGUUGCGACUAGCUUCUGUGAGAUCUCGGAUACAAUCAAACGCCCACACGAUGUGCACCCGAAUCAAGUUGUCGCCACUGUCUUGUCCAAGUAUUGUACCUACUUGGUCGCCUUUGCACCAACGUUGCUUCCAGGCAGUGCACCAGAAACAAAGUGUGCUCUCGAUGAGAUGGUAAAAGAAGCCAAAGAAAUGUUACAUGAUCUCGUCUCUCCAAGGGAAAAGUAUGAAAAGCUUAGUGAACUAGAGUAUGUCGUAGGUAGUGGAAGAAAAUUGUUCACCUAUGGUGCUGUGCUGGGGAAAGCGCUGGAGAGCAUGGACAAUCAUGCGAACCGGUGGGACCUAUUGGCAGAUUUCUGGGCCGAGAUGAUGGUGUAUAUCGCCCCAUCUAACAAUGUAGCUGGUCACAUAGAACUUCUUGCGGAAGGAGGCGAGUUUGUGACUCACGUCUGGGCUUUGCUCAUGCAUGCUGGUAUUCUGGAGCGUCCCAGUACUACAAUCCCCUAGACCAAGGUCUGAAGGCGAGGCUGCAAGGAGCUACACUCAGUCUAUGUGUAUCCAUCACAACUUGUAUAUUUAAGGCUUUGCGUUUAUGAUGACUUUGCGCUUGUUGAUUUGGUGUAAUAUUGUGAUUAUGUGUUGUAUUUCCUGUCUGAAACUCUAUAAUCUGGUGUACGCUUGUACUACUAAUGCUACCAUACUACCAUGUGGCUUGGUUAUGUA
This is a messenger RNA of Triticum aestivum (bread wheat), 2494 nucleotides long. RefSeq lists its product as uncharacterized. Lineage: Eukaryota; Viridiplantae; Streptophyta; Magnoliopsida; Poales; Poaceae. The record is from RefSeq and is a predicted model, not a curated record. Bases 335 to 2278 code for a protein of 647 amino acids. The transcript is spliced from 2 exons.